Vollenhovia emeryi is the source of this 1297-nucleotide messenger RNA. RefSeq names its product insulin-like growth factor-binding protein-related protein 1. Bases 156 to 989 code for a protein of 277 amino acids. The transcript has 4 exons. Gene Ontology annotation, cellular component: extracellular region. Gene Ontology annotation, molecular function: insulin-like growth factor binding. Lineage: Eukaryota; Metazoa; Arthropoda; Insecta; Hymenoptera; Formicidae. The record is from RefSeq and is a predicted model, not a curated record. Gene Ontology annotation, biological process: regulation of cell growth; regulation of signal transduction.
UACGCGAUGGUUAAAUAACGGGAGAGUAUGCAUAGCGGUGAUCUCGCGUGGAUUUUCUUUUUUAAAUAUACGCGAUACACAUAACGCUUCAACCUCCCCCAUCACAUCGGGAGUGACAUAGCGAAUGACGCUCGCGCUUUCUGUCAGUCGGCGAAAUGACGUGCCGGAGAGCGUUUCCGUUCACGUUUUUAACGGUGUUGGUGUUCUGUGCAACAUUCCGACGAGGCGCUCCCGUUGUCGCAGGGACCAUCGAAAAUAAGAGCGUCACUGAGAAAGCGCAGCCAGAGGGUUGCAUCGAGUGCGGAUAUUACAGAUGUCCGGAGAAUUCUGGAAAAUGCUUGCUGGGCUCGGUACCUGAUCCUUGUGGAUGCUGUCCGGAGACUGGUUUGUGCGCCCGUCUCCUUGGCGAACCAUGUUGGAACGCCAGCAUCCCUGUUUUAUCUCCAAAGAGCCGUAACGAUGGAUACUGUGCAAGAAAUUAUCUAUGCGAGUUACGCUCCGAUUUAGAAGAAAAGGAUGCUCCGGAGGCAACCUGCGUCUGUAUGGAACAGAGCCCGGCGUGCGGUAGCAAUAACGAAACUUACCCGACGCCGUGCGCGUUGCACGAAGAAGCGAUGAAACUCAGGAACUCAUCUUCCUUGAGGUUGCAACACCUCGGUCCUUGUGAAAGUAGACCUUGGAUUCUAUCAACUUUGGAAGAUGUUGUCUCAUCUUUUGGUCAACGCGUCGCACUUAAUUGCGAGGCAAAGGGCUUCCCUGUGCCAGAUAUCUUCUGGGAAUUUCAUUCGGCUGACGGGAGAAGCGUAGUGAAAUUGCCAGGAGAGGAGCACGAGGCGACAGUACACACGAGCGAGGGCCCAGAGUCACUUAUGCGAACAUCGUGGAUGCAAUUGGCUCGGCUGGAUGCAAAACACAUUGGGAUGUAUUAUUGCAUUGCUAACAAUUCCAUAGGCGAAGCAAGCACGUCUUCGUUCGUGUCUAUACUGUGAGAUUGUACUUUUACCUUGUGGCACUAUCUUUCGUAUAACUGCUGUGUAUACGAAUACAAUGAAAGAGAAAACAAGCUGACUAAUACAUUGGGGAGGUUUAUUUUCCUGACAAACAGACGCAUGAAGAAUUAUUCGCACAAAUGAUCCAAUUUUGAGAUCAAGUAGACUCGAUGGAAACGUAUGAACGGCAGUUGGCUUCUAGAAAUCUGCUUACGAUUAGAUACAAGUAAAACUUAUUUUGUAUACUUAUCUAUAACUUCAAGCUUCUUCGAUGUUUUUGCUAUAUUAAAUCUUGUGUGUGAUGCUGU